Gopherus evgoodei (Goodes thornscrub tortoise) is the source of this 470-nucleotide messenger RNA. RefSeq names its product heme-binding protein 1-like. Lineage: Eukaryota; Metazoa; Chordata; Testudines; Testudinidae. The coding region runs from base 7 to 441 and encodes 144 amino acids. The record is from RefSeq and is a predicted model, not a curated record. The transcript has 3 exons.
CGGGCAAUGCGGCUGCAGAGCCCCCUGCGCUCUGGGUGGGGAUCCGCGCUGCAGCGCAGGGGCGAGGGUUACUCCCGGGGAGGUCAGCCCAGUGCCAUAGCGCGGGCCCGGCAGUGCUGUUAUCUCCCUAUCACAAGAUCUGGAUCUCCCUGGAAGUCAGCACAGCCUGGAACCAUUUGUUGGUUUGGGUUCCCUCUGCUGGCAGAAUGCACAGCAGCAGUGUUAAUGGGUUGUCUCACUCAGUGUCUCCAUGUUUGGCUCCUUUGCAGGCAGUUUGGUGGUUAUGCCAAGGAAGAGGAUUAUGUGAAUUAUGCCGCCAAGCUGCGCUCUGCCCUGGGGAGCGAGGCAGCCUAUCGGAAGGACUUCUACUUGUGUAAUGGCUACGAUCCCCCCAUGAAACCGUACUGGCGAUGCAACGAAGUCUGGUUUGUGAUGGAGUGAGCCACUGGCUUGUAAAGGUGUAUGAUGAG